Nicotiana attenuata is the source of this 1808-nucleotide messenger RNA. RefSeq names its product UV-B-induced protein At3g17800, chloroplastic-like. NCBI's taxonomy places the organism in Eukaryota, Viridiplantae, Streptophyta, Magnoliopsida, Solanales, Solanaceae. The record is from RefSeq and is a predicted model, not a curated record. The transcript is spliced from 4 exons. The coding region runs from base 152 to 1417 and encodes 421 amino acids.
AUUUCACGUUUAACACACUGAACUUUCCCCAAAACAAGCGCCCGUCGCCAACCAGAACAAAGCUCUAUUCCCUAAAUCCUCAAGUUUUAUUAUAUACCAUCUGCAGCUACUGCUUUCUAUAUUCAAUUUUCAGCUCUUUAUUCUCAUACACAUGGAAACUGCUACAGCUUUUGGGUCUGCUUUCAGCGUCUGUUACAAACCCACCAAGGCGUCUCUUGGUGGAUCGGAUUUUGUUCGAUUCGGGUCACAGUUUCGGCUUUCUCCUUCUGGGAUCAAGCUUUAUCCCUCAAUUUCUCAUGUGAAGUUGAGUAACAAGAAAGCGGCUUUUAGUAGCAGAAAAUGUACCUCGAUCAGGGCAUCUCAAUCACCCUCGGAGUCUGGACGUUCAGCUGCCCCUAUUGCUCCACUUCAGCUGGAAUCUCCAGUUGGCCAAUUUCUCUCUCAGAUUUUGACAAGUCACCCACAUCUUGUCCCUGCUGCUGUAGAUCAGCAGCUUGAACAGCUUCAAACUGAACGCGACUCAGAGCAACAGAAGGAAGAACCAUCUGCAACUGGUACUGACAUUGUCUUGUACAGGAGAAUUGCUGAGGUUAAGGCUAAUGACAGGAAAAAAGCUUUAGAGGAGAUAUUGUAUGCUUUGGUGGUGCAGAAAUUUAUGGAUGCCAAUGUAUCUUUAGUUCCUGCAGUCAGUCCGCCUUCAUCUGAACCUUCUGGUCGUGUUGAUACAUGGCCCAGCCAAGACGAUAAGUUUGAGCGUCUUCAUUCAGCAGAAGCUAAUGAGAUGAUUCAAAACCACCUGGCUCUCAUUCUAGGAAGUCGAUUGGGUGAUCAUUCUGCAGUGGCUCAAAUAAGUAAAUUAAGAGUAGGCCAAGUUUAUGCAGCAUCAGUUAUGUAUGGAUAUUUCCUCAAGAGAGUGGACCAGAGGUUUCAGCUAGAAAAGACCAUGAAAGUCCUUCCUCAGGGUGUAGACGAUGAAGAUAGUAGCAUUCGGCAAGUGGGAGGGGAGGAGAUUAGGUCUGGUGAUAGGAGUGAUACUUCUUUCAGGGUAACACAAUCCCAUCCAGAAUUGUCAUCAUGGUCUGCAGGUAGUGCGAGUUCUGGAGGGUUUGGCCAUGGCAUAAAGCCCUCAAGAUUGAGAAACUAUGUGAUGUCAUUUGAUGGGGAGACACUCCAGAGAUAUGCAACCAUCAGAUCUAAAGAGGCCAUAGGCAUAAUAGAGAAACAUACCGAAGCACUAUUUGGUAGACCUGAGAUUGUUAUCACCCCUCAAGGCACUGUUGACUCUUCUAAAGAUGAACUUCUUAAGAUCAGUUUUGGAGGGCUGAGGCGGCUUGUUUUAGAGGCUGUAACUUUUGGGUCUUUCCUCUGGGAUGUUGAGAGCUAUGUUGACUCAAGAUACCAUUUCGUUGCAAAUUAAAAAUUCUGGACCCUCCAUGGUUGGUUUUAGAUUUAUGCCGGAGGCUUACAAACUUAGUGCAGUUAGCAUGUUCUAAAGGAAUUACAGUGGAUCAUGUGCUUGUUGACUUGUAUAUACAUAUUUCAUAAUAGACAUUAUUUAACAACAGUGUGUUCCCAUAAUAUCUGUGCUUCAUACAAGUCGGUUAACAUGAUUACAAGACGUUUACAUGAUUACAUGGCAGAGGUGAAUCCCUACUUUUCCCUUCCUCCUUUUCACUUAGCAGCCCCAAUAAAGUGUCGUUGGUCUUGGUGCAAUUAGGGAGGAACCACAUUUGUUUUCUCCAUAUUUCGUAUCCCUUGUCUUGUCUGACCUGUUCAUGCUUUAUUGCAUAUUCCAUUUUCUGCUUAAA